This is a messenger RNA of Grus americana (Whooping crane), 557 nucleotides long. RefSeq names its product liver-expressed antimicrobial peptide 2-like. Gene Ontology annotation, biological process: antimicrobial humoral immune response mediated by antimicrobial peptide; defense response to bacterium. The record is from RefSeq and is a predicted model, not a curated record. The coding region runs from base 48 to 353 and encodes 101 amino acids. The transcript has 3 exons. Lineage: Eukaryota; Metazoa; Chordata; Aves; Gruiformes; Gruidae.
GGAGCAGUGCCCAGCGGAGGCACCGGACGGCCAGAGUCAGCGGCACCAUGGCAGCUUCAGCCCCUGUUGCGCCAGGCACCAGCCGAGGUGGCUGGGCCAGCGGGACCCCCUCUGCCUCCCUGGUCACCACCACUAGCCUGGCAUUGCUCCUCUCCCUCCUCUUGCUUCUCCCCAGCUCCCUCCAGGAGCUCCGGGGGGCAGGGGGGCACGCAGCCCCACGGCUGCCCCGCAUGACGCCCUUCUGGAGAAUGGUGGGCAGCAGACCCCUGGGUGCCCACUGCCGGCACAGCCUCGAGUGCGUCACCAAGGCCUGCAGGGCUGGGCGCUGUGCCCCACCACAGUAUGAGUGCUGACAGUCACCAGCAACCUCAGCAAAGCCCACCCAGUGCCGGGACCACCAGAGACCGGGGUGCACCGUGCACUCACCACUGGGACAGGACUCCUUGGCAGCCAUGUGCCCUGCAGGGCCGAGCUGGGGAAGGACUGUGCCCCUGAGCUCCCUGGGGCAACGCCACCGCUCAGCUGCUCCGGAUGUUCUCUCUGUGCAGGCAAUAAAC